GCAAAAUCAAUUUACAUUACUCAUGAUAAGAAAGUACACACUUUCGCCCCUUCUAUGCGGGGCGAAAAGCCCUCUUUUCAUCCCGGCACUUUCGACCCGCGUCAACUAAACACGUACAGAAGUUUUCCACCCGCGUUAACCAAACACAAGCCGAAACCUAUCGAAAAGAUAACAAACGCGAGUAGGCUUACAUGAGUAACACAUUGUUAUGAGAUUAUUGAGAUUUUUCUGGGUUUUGCGUUAAUCAAGCAUUGAAUUAUUUUGUUGUUUGUGAAGUCAAAAGUGUGUGGUUAUGGUCAGUUCUUUCGUCAUGUGCAUGUGCUGUGUUUGUUCGAAUUUUGUUUGAAUAACGAUUUAUUUAUCUUACAUAUUUCAUUACCCAUGUAAUUAAAAUUAAUAACUUGCACAAUAUUAUACUCUGCAUUCUGCAGAGACUCAAGACUCAACUGAAUACCAUGGUCCCCACAUACUAGCAGCGACGAAUGCGUAUACUUUCUUAUAAUUCGUAAUGUAAAAUAUCUUACAUUAUAAGGUGUGAGAGUGAACUUUUUAACGACGAGUAAAUUUUGCUUCACUCGCCUUCGGCUCGAUCAGCAAACUUUUGCUACCUCACUCGCUUCGCUCGUUCGGUAGCAGUUACUUCCCUCACCUUCGGUUCGUUCAGUAAACUCGUCCACUUCACUCGCCUUCGGCUCGCUCAGUGAACAAUACUCGUCGUUAAAACGUCCACUUUCGCCCCUUAUGGUGUAAUAUACUAUUCCAUUUCCAUGCUGCAGCAUUACGCAAAUACCAAAAGCCAACAAAAAAUUUCGACUUCGGUUUUUUGCUUUUUUUUUUCGUUCUGUGAGCCGAAAAUGUCCAAUUUCUCGGUAUUUUUUCGCGAUUUAUAAUUUAAAUAAGUGAAUUUUACUGCGAAAAAGUAGAUCAGACAUCUUCACUUCAGAAUGGUUGUGCGAAAAUACGAAGAUGAGCUCAAGUAUUUGGAGAAAAUCUCCCCUUACUGUUGGAAAAUCAAGAAGGGAUUUCAACCAAACAUGAACGUUGAAGGAGUAUUUUACGUUAAUAAAAAUCUGGAAAGAUUGAUGUUAGAUGAAUUACGCAACUCCUGCAGGCCUGGAAUGGUCGGUGGUUUUUUGCCGGGUGUUAAGCAAAUAGCUAAUGUAGCUGCUCUUCCGGGUAUAGUUGGUCGAUCUGUUGGUUUGCCCGAUGUACAUUCGGGUUACGGUUUUGCCAUCGGUAAUAUGGCAGCUUUCGAUAUGAGCGAUCCUAAAGCAGUAGUAUCUCCAGGCGGCGUAGGAUUCGAUAUUAAUUGCGGAGUUAGAUUACUACGUACUAAUUUAUUCGCCGAAGAUGUCCUCCCAAUUAAAGAACAACUAGCGCAAAGUUUAUUCGACCAUAUUCCCGUCGGUGUCGGUUCCAAAGGUAUCAUCCCAAUGAACGCCAGAGACUUGGAAGAAGCUUUAGAAAUGGGUAUGGAUUGGUCUCUUCGAGAAGGAUACAUCUGGGCUGAAGAUAAAGAACAUUGCGAAGAAUACGGCCGAAUGUUGAACGCGGAUCCGUCCAAAGUCAGUAUGCGUGCCAAGAAACGAGGCUUACCCCAAUUGGGUACGUUAGGAGCCGGAAAUCACUAUGCCGAAAUUCAAGUAGUCGAAGAAAUUUACGAUAAAAACGCAGCUAGUAAAAUGGGUAUCGAAGAAACCGGUCAAAUAUGUGUGAUGAUCCAUUCGGGUAGCAGAGGUUUCGGGCAUCAAGUAGCUACAGACGCUUUGGUUGAAAUGGAGAAGGCUAUGAAACGUGAUCAGAUCGAAGUAAACGAUAGACAAUUGGCUUGCGCUCAUAUUAACUCUACCGAAGGUCAAAAUUAUCUCAAAGCCAUGUCUGCCGCUGCGAAUUUUGCAUGGGUUAAUCGAAGUUCAAUGACAUUUUUAUGCAGACAGGCUUUUGCAAAACAAUUCAAAAUGACGCCCGAUGAUCUAGAUAUGCAUGUAAUUUACGACGUAUCUCAUAAUAUAGCCAAAGUGGAAGAACAUAUUGUCGAUGGAAGACCAAAAACUUUACUAGUUCAUCGCAAAGGUUCGACCCGAGCGUUUCCUCCUAAUCACCCCUUAAUUCCUGUAGAUUAUCAAUUAACGGGGCAACCAGUAUUAAUAGGCGGUACUAUGGGUACAUGUUCCUACGUUCUAACUGGAACUGAAGCCGGAAUGAAAGAUACUUUCGGCUCUACGUGCCACGGAGCGGGUAGAGCGUUAUCACGAGCUAAAUCGAGACGUAAUUUGGAUUACACAGAUGUAUUACGAAAAUUAGAAGAGAUGGGUAUCUCGAUACGUGUAGCUUCGCCUAAAUUAGUCAUGGAAGAAGCUCCCGAAUCUUAUAAAAACGUCACCGAUGUCGUAAACACAUGCCACGAAGCGGGCAUUAGUAAAAAAACCUUCAAGCUUAAACCCAUCGCCGUAAUCAAGGGAUAAUUUUUUCUCCUCUUGUGAUCUAUAUUUAUUAUCGAGAUUUUUUUUUUACUUACCUGUAAAUAUAUUUAUUUUUUUAUCGAA
This is a messenger RNA of Planococcus citri (citrus mealybug), 2546 nucleotides long. Its product is annotated as RNA-splicing ligase RtcB homolog. The transcript has 8 exons. The record is from RefSeq and is a predicted model, not a curated record. Gene Ontology annotation, cellular component: tRNA-splicing ligase complex; nucleus. Lineage: Eukaryota; Metazoa; Arthropoda; Insecta; Hemiptera; Pseudococcidae. Gene Ontology annotation, molecular function: RNA ligase (ATP) activity. Gene Ontology annotation, biological process: tRNA splicing, via endonucleolytic cleavage and ligation. The coding region runs from base 945 to 2465 and encodes 506 amino acids.